AUGCGACUGAACCCCAGCCUCCUGGCUCUGAGGAUGCAGCCCCAGAGCUCUGGAUAUGUGCCAGCUGGUGGUGGGCACCGGGGCACCAACGAGAACAGGCUGCACCCUGAUAAGGCCAGCCAGGCACGCCCAGCCUCCGCGCUGAGGCUGCCUCAGGCCAUGGAGGGCCCAGCUGUGGUGACCACCUCACAUGUCCCAGGCCCUCAGGGGCUAUCCUCUCCAGGGAGGAGGCCCAUGGAGCCCUCAGACAGCAGCAGUGAGACUCAAGGGGUCCGGAGUGUGACCGAGGGCACAUGCCCGUCCGUGGGCAGGAAGCACAUGGGACCCGAGAAGGCAGACGCCGCUGCCAGAGCCGACCUGACCCUGACAGUGCUGGCCGUGCGCAGGAGGAGCGGGCGGCCGGAGCCCGGGCUGCAGCAGGCCCUGCGGGCACGGCUCCGGCUGCUGGAGAAUGACAGCCGGGAGGCGGCCCGUGUGCUCGGGGAGCUGUCGGCCAGGCUGCUGUCCAUCCACAGUGACCGGGACCAGAUCGUCGUCACGUUCAAGACGUUCGAAGAGAUCUGGAGGUUCUCCACCUACCACGCCCUCGGCUUCGUACCCCACUGCCUGGAGAACCUGCUAGUGGACCAGACCUUCUGGCUACGGGCGCCCGAGGAUGAGGAGGAGGGAGCCCUGGAGGUCUGCAUGGAGGAGGAAGCCCUGCGGCUGAUGCAUGAGAGCUUGCUCACGCAGGAAGGGCCCUACUUUGUCCUGUGUCCUGACCACCGUGUGAGAGCAGCAACAGGCCCCCAGGGUGCAAGGAGGGGCCCCCAGAGAGAGGCGGCCUCAGAAGUGGACUCUCGGACCCCCAGCCCCAGCGUGUCCUCCGAGGAGGAGGCGGCAGCCCCGGAACCCUUAGCUCCGUUUCAUCAGUGGGCUCUGAGGGUCCCCUGGGACCCCGUGGAAGACUCUGGGGACAAGCCUGCAGUGCCCGGCCUCCCAAUGACAGGACCUCUCACACCUGUCUCCCUCCCCCAGGACCUCUCACACCUGUCUCCCUGGAAGCAGACAGUGCUGCUGGGCUGGGACAUCAACAGCUUCAGACAAACGUUUCCCAAACACUCCAUUUUGUCCAGAUUGGAAAAUGUGAUCUUUCUUGAUGAAGAGGAGCGUUCCUUCUUCAGCACUGAAGGGUGCCUCUCAGAGGAGGAUGCCAGGCAGUUACUGAGGAGGAUGUCGGAGCCAGGCGUCUGCACCGCGUACAGCUUGGACAGGCUCCAAGAUGCUGAGUUUGAGCCACCAGAAGGGCACAAAAUGCCCCUGCCUCAUCUGAACCCUGAGCCAAGAGAGACCCUGGAGACGGUGAAGAAUGUUCUGGAACAGUGCAAGACCCAGGCCUGCCCCGAGGAGCCAGCAUGCCGCGGUUUGCACCCCGUGGCCAGUGGGCUGGACUCGCCGGACACCGAGGAGGCCAGCUUCGGCUUGGAUGCAGAGGCUGACUGGACGGACAUGGAGGCCCUCUGCUCACUGCUGCAGCUUCUGAACGCCGCUGGACACGAGCCCCGCCUCCGAGGCCUGUACGGCCUCUCCCUGCCGCGGCUGGGCAGCACGCUCUGUGGCCUCGGGGAUGAGGAGGCGCUGGCUGGACGCCUGGCACAGGCUCGGGAGCUGGCCAAGAGGGCCGGCCUGCCCAUGGCCCUGGCCAGGCUCUGCUUCCUCCUGGGCCGGCUGUGCCUCGGGAGGCUGAAGCUCUCCCAGGCCCGUGUGUACCUGGAGGAAGCCUUGGGCGCCCUGGGCGGCUGCUUCAGUGACCUCUCCCUUGUGGUGGCCGUGUACACACAGCUGGCUGCCAUCUACCUGAAGCAGAGGAACCGGGAGAAGUGUGCGCUGACCGUAGACAAGGCGGUGGCCCUGCUCCUGGCGACGCCCGGCUCCGUGGGCAGCACCGAGGCCGAGCUGCUGUGCCUGGCCCUGCGACAAGCCGUGCGGGCCCAGAGCGUGGGCGCCGAGGCCCGGGCCUGCUUCCUACUGGCCCAGCACCACAUGCGCCUCAAGCAGCCCGAGGGAGCCCUGCCCUUCCUGGAGAGGCUGCUGGUCCUUCAGAGCUGCCUGGGGCUCCCAGACGCCACCUGGCCGGCCGACGUCUACCUGCUGCUGGCCGACAUCUAUGGCCGCAAGUGCCUGCCCCACUUGGCCCUGAGCUGCGUCCGCGUGGCCUCGCUGCGGGCCCGGGGCUCCCUGGACAGCGCGCUGCGGAGCGUGGACCUGGUCCUGCGCCACGCCCCCCAGCUCUAUGGCCCGAGGCAGGUGGCCCCCGGCCUCCCUGCCCAGCUCGUCCCCUACCUGUGGCAGGCACUGGCCUCCCCAGCAGCAGGGACAGAGCGGACUCUGCGUGCCACGUUAUACGCCAGCCUGGCCCACGUGCACAGCCACCACGGCCAGUACAGUCAAGCCAUCGCUCUCAUGAUGCGUGCUGUGGACACCAGGCCCACGGGCAGUGCCCACCCUGUUGUGGACCACCUGGUGGCGCUAGCCUGGCUCCAUGUGCUUCGUGGGCAAAGUGCCCCAGCCCUGGGCAUCCUCGAAGCCAUUGAGGAUGCGGGAGUGGCCAGCGAGGACCAGCAGGGUGUGAUUGCCAAUAUGGCGGCCAUGGCACUGAGGAGGACAGGCAGGACUCGGCGGGCAGCUGAGGGCUACUACUGCGCCCUGCGCAUUGCCCGGCGGCGGGGCUGCGGGCGUGACCAGGCGGUGGUGCUGGCCAACUUUGGGGCUCUGUGCCUGCAGGCAGGUGCAGGGCGGCUGGCGGAGCACUACCUGGUGGAGUCAGCGAAGCUCUUCUCGCGGCUGCCCAGUGGGGAAUGUGGCUGUGACUUCACGCAGGUGCUGUUGUGGCUGGGCCACCUGUACACUGGCAGGGCCCUGGCCCAGCAGGGCCGGUGCUGCUAUGAGUGGGCCUUCCUGGUCGCCGUGGAGACUGGCCACUUUGAGAGUCAGCUGCGAGCCGUCCGGAGCUUGUGUCACUUCUACAGCUGCGUGCUGCCCAGCGAGGCCCAGUGUGUCGUCUACCAUGAGUUUCAGCUCUCCCUGGCCCGCAGGAUGGCCGACAAGGCGCUGGAGGGGAAGCUGCUGGAGACCAUCAGCCAGCUGUACCUGUCGCUGGGCACUGAGCGAGCCUACAGGUCUGCCCUGGACUACACCAAGCAGAGCCUGGGUAUCUUCAUCGACCUGCAGGAGAAGGAGAAAGAGGCCUACGCCUGGCUGCAGGCUGGCAAGAUCUACUACAUCCUGCGGCAGCACGAGCUGGUGGACGUGUACAUCCAGGUGGCCCAGAAUGCAGCCCUGUACACAGGGGACCCCCACCUGGGCUUGGAGCUAUUCGAGGCGGCUGGAGACAUCUUCUUCAAUGGGAACCAGGAGCGGGAGAAGGCUGUAUCCUUCUAUCGGGACCAGGCACUGCCCCUGGCGGUGGCCACGGGGAACCAGGAGGCUGAGCUUCGUCUGUGCAACAAGCUGGUGGCACUGCUGGCCACACUCAAGUCUCCCCAGGAGGGCCUGGAGUUUGCCCACACAGCUCUGGGCCUCAGCAUCACCCUGGGGGACCGGCUGAACGAGCGUGUAGCCUACCACCGGCUGGCGGCCCUGCACCACCAGCUGGGCCACGGGGAGCUGGCCGAGCACUUCUACCUGAAGGCCCUGUCACUGUGCAGCUCGCCGCUGGAGUUCGACGAGGAGCCGCUGUACUACGCCAAGGUGUACCUGGUGCUGGGUGACAUCAUCUUCUAUGACCUCAAGUAUGGGAACUCCGGGGGACCACUGGUGAAUCUGGACGGUGAGGUCAUUGGCAUCAACACACUCAAGGUGGCGGCCGGCAUCUCCUUCGCCAUCCCCUCAGACCGCAUCGCCCGCUUCCUGACUGAGUUCCAGGACAAGAAUAUCAAAGGUAAAGCACUCAGCUGGGGGAACCUGCCCCAGGACGGAGGCUCCCGUGUGACUUCCCUGCUGGGGGCCAGGAUGGAGGAGCACAUCUGA
Molecule: messenger RNA, 4008 nt
Organism: Orycteropus afer afer
Lineage: Eukaryota; Metazoa; Chordata; Mammalia; Tubulidentata; Orycteropodidae
Gene: SH3TC1
Product: SH3 domain and tetratricopeptide repeats 1
Exons: 19
Coding region: 1-4008 (1335 amino acids)
Molecular function (GO): protein binding
Source: RefSeq, a predicted model, not a curated record